This is a messenger RNA of Lathyrus oleraceus (garden pea), 795 nucleotides long. RefSeq lists its product as uncharacterized. Gene Ontology annotation, molecular function: nucleic acid binding; RNA-DNA hybrid ribonuclease activity. The transcript has a single exon. NCBI's taxonomy places the organism in Eukaryota, Viridiplantae, Streptophyta, Magnoliopsida, Fabales, Fabaceae. Bases 1 to 795 code for a protein of 264 amino acids. The record is from RefSeq and is a predicted model, not a curated record.
AUGGGAUGUGUCCUUGGCCAAUAUGACGAGACCGGUAGGAAAGAAUACGUAAUAUACUACUUAAGCAAGAAGUUCACCGAUUGUGAGAGUAGAUAUUUGAUGCUUGAAAAGACUUGUUUCGCACUAGCUUGGGCUGCCAAACACUUAAGGCAAUACAUGCUCACUCAUACAACACUGUUAAUCUCCAAGAUGGGCCAUGUCAAAUACAUCUUUGAGAAGCCUGAUCUAAUCGGUAGAGUAGCCCGAUGGCAAAUGGCUUUAACCGAGUACAUCAUCCAAUAUGUCACUCAAAAGGCCAUCAAAAGGAGUGUACUGUCCGACUAUCUUACACAUCAUCCCUUGGAAGACUACCCGUCUAUGCUCUUGAAAUUCCCCGACGAGGAUAUUAUGUUGAUCAGGGAUUAUAACAUCCCCAACCCUGAGGAAGGAUCCAAGCCUGGAUCCCGAUGGACCUUAGUUUUGGAUGGAGCUUUGAACGCUCAUGGUAAUGACAUUGGGGCAGUUAUCACUUCCCCGACUGGUUUCCACCUCCCCUUCACUGUGAGGUUGUCUUUUGAAUGUAAAAACAAUAUGGCGGAGUACGAGGCAUGUAUCUUAGGUAUUGAAGUUGCGGUUGAUCUUAGGAUCAAAAUCCUUGAAGUCUACGAAGAUUCGGCCUUAGUCAUUAGCCAAGUCAAAGGAGAUUGGGCCACUAGAUAUCACAAGCUUAUCCCUUACAAGGAGCAUGUCUUUAAGAUAAUCAAAGAAGAUUGGGACACUAGAGAUUACAUUCCAUCACAUUCCUCGAGAAGAUAA